AUGGCGUACUUCAACGAUAGUAGUAAAGUGUUGAUGUGCCCGGGUCACACCGACAUCGCACCCUACGUCGCCAACCUGACCUCCUCCUACUCCGACAAGAGCAAUGAGUCCUCCGUGGUGGCCACCUCCGUCUUCAUGCUCGUCCUCGCCGCCGUCUUCUUCAACCUCAACCUCUUCAGCCGCAUCUCCAACACCAGCGCCGUCCUCAACCCCACAGCCCGCCUCAUCCUCACCUCCGCGGUCUCGCUCUUCCUCCCCGUCAUGUCCUACCUCUUUUCCGAGGCCAAAAACACCCCCGAUGCCGCCGGCGCCAGCAAGGUCGAAGAGGACCUCCCGGUGCGGGCUCGGCUCAUCCUCACGUGGAUGCUUCUCGCGGAGCUCCUCCGCAAGAACGUGGAGGCCAUCCCGACCACCGCGGCGAUGCAGAAGGGCUACUCUAUCAUCAUCGCCAACGCCAACGCCGUCGCUUGGCUUGGAUACCUCGUCUUCUUCAACCUCAAGGGAGCCGGCCGGGUGGCGGUGUUCGGCAUCCUCUGGCUGCUCUGCGCCGCCAAGUUCGUGCAGAGGGUCGCCUUCACCGAGAUAGGGAAGCGUUCUUUCGCCUAUGGCAAGAAUGCUCGCCUCCUCUCCUCCUACAUGGCUGAAAUGGUAAAACGCCCGCCACAUGUCCAGACGCCCACUCCGUCGCAGAGGUUGGAGAUGUGCAACUACGUGGUCAUGGGAGAAGAAAAUCUUAUGCUGAAACCCGGCUCGCAUGGCUACGAGCUCGACCUCGACCGGCUCACCGCCACCUACGGCGACCACAUCGGUGACCACAUCGUCACCGUGGGGAAAAUAUGGGCACUCCCGCAGCAAGAGAAGAAACCGAGGCUCAAGAGGCUCAAAAGGCUGUGCCUCUCCUUUGCGCUCUUCAAGCAACUCCGGCCUAGGUUCGAGCUCCUGCGGGCCGCCACCAAGGAAGAAACCGACCACUGCCGGGACCUCAUCUUCCAAGGGCUGUGCAGCCACGAUCACACUGACCUCGAAGUCGAACCAGGGGUGGCACUGUUCCAGGUGCUCAAGGACGAGAUCAGCUUCCUGAGCGAGUACUACCACUCCGUCCACCCGGUGGUGCUCGCCAGCCCCUACUUCUUCGUCAUCAACUACAUCACCUUCCCCGUCGUGGUGUUCGGCCUCUGCGUCAUGACCGUCGCCCUCGCCGGCGACGGCGACAUGCCAGAGGCCAUCGUCAGCAUCGGGCGGGACAACUACGCCAUAUCCUCCGGCAUAUUCACGCUCACCAAGUGCCUCUGGAGGAAUUUCUUCCACACACCGGCGGCCUUCUUCGUCAUCGUCGACAUCUCCAUCACCUACCUCCUCUUCAUCGCCUUCGUCUACGAGCAAGUGUCCGAGUACAUGGUCUUCGUCUUCUCUAACUGGUUCAUGGUGUCGCUGCUGUGCAACUACGCCGCAAGGCCGCGCUGGCGCGACAGCACCACCUACCGUGGUAUUCUCCGCCGCAUGUCCUGGAUCAGUAGCAAGCUGAGCCACCCCAGCCGUAUCACCUUGAAGCAGUUCUCCGUGCUCAGGGUUAGCUGGCUCUCCAUGACGCUGCCCACCACCUUCCUGCCAAGACAAGCAAAGAGCUCCAUAAUGGAACGCUUUCGCUUGGCGGCGUACGGCCAUGACGGUAGCCCCGCCCCUCCUAGCAACGGCCAGUACGUGAUAGACCAUUGGCGGCGGCAUACAGACUUGUCAUGCUUCUGCGAGAGUAAGAGCGUGGUCGAGGUCAUCCUCAUCUGGCACAUUGCUACCACCAUCUUGGAGAUAGAGUAUCCAGGACGGCACAAAGCAGAGACCUCUUCGAGGCUGGUGGCCACGAGGCUGUCCAAGUACUGUGCUUACCUCGUGGUCAUCCACCCAGAGCUGCUACCGGAUGACCGUGAAGGCACGGAGCGCGUGUUGGAGGACAUGAAGAGGGAUCUCAAGGUGGCCGUCGGGGGUUGGUGGGCUUACUACACCGCGCCCGAGAGGGAACGGUACAACAAGAUGAUGGGGGCGCCCUUGCCGGACUGCCCGGCCGACAACAUCCAUAAUGUGGUUCACAAGGGAACAAAGCUGGGGAGGAAACUAAUGGAAGAUUGCCGGAGAGAUGAACGGCCCGUUUGGGAACUACUGGCCGACCUUUGGGUGGAGCUCCUUGUGUACAUCGCGCCAUCCGGUCGUGAUGAGCACGUGAAGGGGCAGGAGGAGGCACUGGUGCUAGGCGGCGAGCUGGUCACCCUCGUCUGGGCGUUGGCCACGCACACCGGCGUAACCCGGCCACCGCCGACGUCGGUGGUAGUAGAGGAUGUCGAAGGGGCGUCACGUCCUUCUAUAUUGGCCUAG
Triticum turgidum subsp. durum (durum wheat) is the source of this 2367-nucleotide messenger RNA. NCBI's taxonomy places the organism in Eukaryota, Viridiplantae, Streptophyta, Magnoliopsida, Poales, Poaceae. The record is from the annotation of a GenBank genome assembly.